GUCAAAUAUCUUGUGUUUUAUGAUGGUUAAAGCCACGUGUCUAAUACAAAAAUAAAAUGGAAUAACAAUAAAAAGAGGAAACGAGAUUUCGGGAUUUCGUUAGUCGCUUAUUUUAGUUAAAUUAAAACCAAUUUUUCCACUAGUCUACCACUGUCAUUAGUAGAUGUCUACGAACAUAUUAUGUAAGUUCCACCAAACUGAAUUCCGGAUUCGAGUACCGUGAGAAAAACAUAUUAUGCUACAUUGUUUAAUUUUAAAAUUAAUUGUUUUAAGUAACCCUUUAAUUGUAAAUUAAUGAUUAUUAUUUUCUGUAAUGAACAACAUUCUUUGUUUCUUUAAAUAUUUUUUUAUCUAUUGCUCAUAUUUAGAAAUUUUAGGAAAAAACGUUUUUUUUUGUCGUUUGGCAAUACCUUUGAAUGAAUGAAUACUAUCCGCGUGUGCACAGUAAAAACUGUUUGAUAAAAACGUGACUAACAAAAUUUACAUUGAACUAGUGGUAAUCGUCAGCAUGUAAACGUUGAAAGUCAACAGUAAGAUAAGCCAGAGAGGCGUGACGAUGUGGUUCAGUUGGCGCCUGCGCUUCGCGAGUAUACUCUACAGCGCUUGCGUGGUUUCACCAUUCCCAACCGGCAUCGACGGAGCGGGUAUCGCUUACAGGUGUUCUGUCCUCGACCAUCAUGAACGCUAGCCAGCUCCGUCGACUCGCCUCACCGAUUCUUAAGCCCUCGAUAUGCGCCUGUUUUCGACACUACAGUCAAAAAUGGCGCAACUCAGCACCCAACUUCUAUUCGAUUCAAUCCGUCGAUAUAAGAGUCCGAGAUGGUCCACAUAAGAAUGCUGAUGAUGUCCUAUUUGAUAUGUUUAAGAAUGAAGAAACAGGAUUACUUCCAGUUGGAAAAUUUUUGGCCGCCCUAAGAACCACCGGGAUAAGAAAAAACGACGCACGUGUUAAAGAGGUAAUGCAUAGCCUGUACAAAGUUCACAAGGAAUCUAAUUUCGAAGGAGGAUCUCCAGAAACACUGAAACUUGAUCGAAAGACCUUCAAAGAAGUUAUUGCACCAAAUAUAGUGUUGAUAACUCGAGCUUUCCGAAGUCAGUUCGUAAUUCCAGACUUCCAAGAUUUUAUCAAGGACAUAGAGGAAAUGUACUGGGCUGCAAAGAGCAAUACUGAUGGUAAAAAUGCGAGCUAUAUCCCGCAAUUAACGAGAGCCAGUCCCGAGAGUUGGGGCGUAAGUGUUUGCACAAUUGAUGGUCAACGUUUUUCUAUUGGUGACGUGACCGUGCCAUUUACUCUUCAAUCUUGCAGCAAGCCUUUGACUUAUGCAAUGGCCCUUGAAACUCUUGGUCCUGACGUAGUGCACAACUAUGUUGGCACAGAACCUAGCGGACGGAACUUUAAUGAAUUGAUCCUCGAUUAUAAUAUGAAACCACACAACCCUAUGAUCAACGCUGGUGCUAUUCUUGUUUGUUCAUUACUAAAAACGCUGGACAAACCAGAAAUGACAUUGGCUGAAAAAUUCGACUACGUCAUGUCGUUCUUUAGUCGCCUUGCUGGGAAUGAGGUGUUGGGCUUUAAUAAUGCAGUAUUUUUAUCGGAACGUGAAGCCGCCGACCGAAACUAUGCUCUGGGUUUUUACAUGAGGGAACACAAAUGCUACCCCGAGAAAACAAAUCUGAGGGAAUGUAUGGACUUUUAUUUCCAGUGCUGUUCCAUGGAAGCAAACUGCGAUAUAAUGUCAAUUAUGGCGGCAACUUUGGCUAACGGAGGAAUUUGUCCGAUAACUGAUGAAAAAGUAUUGCGACCAGACUCCGUGCGUAAUGUGCUGUCGUUAAUGCACAGUUGCGGCAUGUACGACUACUCUGGACAGUUCGCUUUCAAAGUGGGACUCCCUGCCAAAUCUGGAGUAUCGGGCGCCAUGCUUAUUGUGGUCCCAAAUGUUAUGGGCAUAUGUACAUGGUCACCGCCUCUAGAUCCAUUGGGAAAUAGCUGCAGAGGCUUACAGUUCUGCGAUGACUUAAUUAAACGAUUCAAUUUUCACAAAUACGAUAACAUUCGUUACGCGAGCCACAAAAAGGAUCCCCGCCGAUACAAGUUCGAAUCCACAGGACUUAAUAUCGUCAACUUAUUGUUCUCUGCUGCAAGUGGAGAUCUCAGUGCACUGAGAAGGCACCACCUGUCUGGUAUGGACAUGACUUUGUCGGACUACGAUGGACGGACGGCUUUGCAUUUAUCCGCUGCUGAGGGUCAUUUGGCGUGCGUCGAAUUUUUGCUCGCUCAAUGUGGAGUACCUCAUGACCCGCGAGAUCGUUGGGGCAGUCGACCUCUAAAUGAAGCCGAAACAUUUGGACACACUGCCGUUGUUCAAUAUCUGAAGGAAUGGGAACGCGCUCACCCCGAAAACCCCCCAGUAGAAUCACCAUCCUCAGUGGACGAAAUACUCGUGACUAAGCCAGAUGCUACCGAUGCUGUAAAGGAUCCCAGCAUCCAGGAGAUAGUUACCAGAAAUGGAGAUAAAGUACAAUAAUACAGUAGAAUCUCAUACAUUUAGUUGUAGAUCUCACUAUGUAACCUAAAAUAAAAAUAACCACGGCAUUUCACGCCAUUGUAUCUCCAGAGGAGGUGAUUUAUACAAAUCAUUUCGUUUUCAUAAUAAUGAUUUGUUUAAUAAUGUUUAAUAUCGAAAAUGCCUUGAAUGAGUUUUAAAUUGAAAAUUAAUUAUUUGUUUGUGUACCUAAGUACACAUCCACGUGUCAUCUUCGGUGUAAAAUAAUAAUUACCUAUAUGACCUAGGUAUUUUUAUCCGACUUCUUAAAAAGGUUUCAAAUUAAGUUUUUUAAUAAAGCUUGCUAUCUCAGAACUCCGUCAUUUAUUUUGGAAUUCGAAAUAAUAUACAAUCAGUUUCGUCUCAUGAAAUUUCAUCAAAAUCCGUUCAGUAGUUUGGUUUUUAAAUCUAAAUAUGUAGUUGGAAAAAGUAAAUCAUCGAUGUAAGCUUUAUUGUGUAUUUUGAUUUUUAAUGAGCGACUAUAAUUUAAAUUGUUUUUUUUUUAAGUAAAAGAAGAUUUGAAAACCGUGCUCAUAAAUUACUGUUUUAUUUACGUUACGGACAAUAUAGGUGGAAUUUCAUCACUGGAAUUAUUAUGUAGGUACAAUUUAUCAUAUUUCUGCAUGUCUUUAAAUUUAUAAGUACGAUUGUAUUUAAAUUGCUUAUAAACUAUAAACGCCACAUUUCCAGAGUUAAAAUCUGUGUUAUAUUUUUUUAACAUUCCAUUUUUGAUGACAGACGCAAUGUAUGUCUUUUAAAUACUGCUUGUCGUUUAGCUAAUGGUUUAUAACGUCAUCCUUUUAUAUAAAUACUAAAGUUGGUAAGUGGGAAUGUUAAAAAUGUUGCAUUACACACGUUUUAAUAAAUACGCAAAGACAAUAAUUAUAAUGUUAACAAAACAAUAUUUAGUAAUUAUAGUUCAUGUGUAUUAAUGUUGUCCAUAUUAUGUAUAAGUCAAUUAAACUUGUUGAAUUUAUAA
Bombyx mori (domestic silkworm) is the source of this 3522-nucleotide messenger RNA. RefSeq names its product glutaminase kidney isoform, mitochondrial (gene GLS). Gene Ontology annotation, biological process: L-glutamine catabolic process. NCBI's taxonomy places the organism in Eukaryota, Metazoa, Arthropoda, Insecta, Lepidoptera, Bombycidae. Gene Ontology annotation, molecular function: protein binding; glutaminase activity. The record is from RefSeq and is a predicted model, not a curated record. The transcript has 9 exons. Bases 678 to 2525 code for a protein of 615 amino acids.